Molecule: messenger RNA, 3138 nt
Organism: Mesorhabditis belari
Lineage: Eukaryota; Metazoa; Nematoda; Chromadorea; Rhabditida; Rhabditidae
Source: the annotation of a GenBank genome assembly
AUGGCUCCAAACACGGGUGGAAAAUAUUCCCAAGAUGGGCCCGAUAUUGAGAAUAUUUUGGCUUUAAAUCCGAAAGUCAACACUCAAGCAAAAGCCGUGCCGAGCUAUGAGACAAAAAGAAAUAAACACAAUUGGAAGAGAAAUGCCGACAAGGGAUGCAAUGGUUGUGGCCCAAAGCUGAACAAUGAUUUUCGAGACAUUAAACACACGACUUUGUCUGAACGAGGAGCCGUCAGAGAGGCGCUUAGAUGUCUAAAAUGUGCUGAUGCUCCUUGCCAAAAGAGUUGCCCCACUCAACUCGAUGUGAAAACAUUCAUUCAAAGUAUUUCCAACAAGAAUUAUUAUGGAGCCGCACGACAAAUCCUCUCUGACAACCCACUUGGUCUCACUUGUGGAAUGAUUUGCCCGACAUCGGAUCUCUGUGUUGGAUCUUGUAAUCUUUUCGGAUCUGAAGAAGGAGCGAUCAAUAUUGGAGGAUUACAACAGUUUGCUUGUGAGGUCUUCAAACGGAUGAACAUUCGACAAAUUGUGUCAAAAGAGAUCCGAGAGAGUCGAAAUGAGUCACACAAUCAACCGAUUGCUUUGCUUGGUUGUGGACCAGCAUCGAUCUCUUGUGCUUCAUUUAUGGCUCGACUUGGUUACACUGACGUCACGAUCUAUGAGAAAUACGAUUUUAUUGGUGGACUUAGCUCAAGCGAGAUCCCGCAAUUCCGUCUUCCUUAUGAUGUGGUCGAUUUUGAAAUUCAAAUGGCUAAAGAUAUUGGAGUAAAGAUUGUUACCGGAAAAUCUCUUCACAAAGAUGAUCUAACAAUUAAAAAGCUAAAGGAACAAGGAGCUAAGGGAAUCUUCAUUGGAAUCGGAAUGCCUGAGCCGAAAAGAGUUGAGAUUUUUGAUGGACUUGAUGUUCAACACGGUUUCUACACUAGCAAGAACUAUUUGCCAUUAGUGGCCAAGGCAAGCAAGCCAGGAAUGUGUGGAUGCAAAUCGACUCAACUCCCCUCGAUGAAAGGACGCGUUCUUGUGCUCGGCGCUGGAGACACUGCUUUUGAUUGUGCAACGUCGGCGCUCAGAUGUGGAGCGUCAAAAGUGACGGUCGUCUUUCGAAAGGGUUUCACGAGCAUUCGAGCUGUUCCUGAAGAGAUGGAAUCAGCUCGAGAAGAGAAAUGCGAGUUUAUGCCUUUUAUGGCCCCAAGAAAGAUCAAUGUAAAAGAUGGACGAAUUGUGAGCAUGCAAUUCGUGAAAACUGAAACAGAUGAUGAAGGAAAUUGGUACGAAGACGAAGAGCAAUCUUUGACAUUAAAAGCUGACUACGUUAUCUCAGCUUUUGGAUCGACUCUUAUCGACAAGCACGUUGUGGAAGCGAUGGAGGGAAUCAACUUGAACAAAUGGGGUCUUCCCGAUGUCAACAAAACUACACAAGGAACCUCGGACCCGAGUGUUUUCGUUGGUGGAGAUGUUGGUGGAGUGGCUGAGACAACUGUUGAGUCGGUUAAUGAUGGAAAGGUGGCUGCUUGGCAUAUGCAUCGCUACUUGCAAUCAAUGCACGGAAAUCAAAUCUCUGAGCAGCCGCAACUUCCGCUCUUCUAUACUCCAAUUGAUGAGGUCGAUAUCUCUGUUGAAAUGUGUGGAAUGAAGUUCGAGAACCCGUUUGGUCUCGCCUCAGCCCCACCAACCACCACUGGGCCAAUGUGUCGUCGCGCUUUCGAGCAAGGAUGGGGAUUUGUGCUCACGAAAACAUUCGGACUUGAUAAGGAUCUUGUCACAAAUGUCUCUCCGAGAAUCGUUCGAGGAACGACAAGUGGACCGAUCUAUGGACCAAAUAUGGGCUCAUUCUUGAACAUUGAGCUAAUCUCUGAGAAAUCGGCCGCCUAUUGGCUUCAAUGUGUGCGCGAGUUGAAGAAAGAUCAUCCAACGAAAAUUGUUAUUGCUUCGAUUAUGUGCACUUUCUCUGAGGAAGAUUGGAAAUAUUUGGCUAAAGAAGCGGAGAACGCUGGUGCUGAUGCUUUAGAGUUGAACUUGUCCUGUCCACACGGAAUGGGAGAAAAGGGAAUGGGUCUCGCUUGUGGUCAAGACCCAGCAAUUGUCAAGCAAAUCUCGGAAUGGGUUCGAGAGACUGUUAAGAUCCCAUUCUUCCCAAAGAUGACCCCAAAUAUCACGGAUAUACGUGCAAUUGCCCGCGGAGCGAAAGAAGGAGGAGCUGAUGGAGUAACAGCAACGAACACUGUCUCGACUCUCAUGCAUCUAAAUGCUGAUGGAACUGCUUGGCCGAAAGUUGGUGGGGAUACAAGAACAACUUACGGUGGAAUGUCUGGCUCGGCCAUUCGACCAAUUGCUCUCAAAGCCGUUUCAGCCAUUUCAAACGAUAUGCCUGGAUUCCCUGUGCUGGCCACUGGAGGUAUUGAAUCCGCUGAAACUGGUCUCGAAUUCCUAAUGGCCGGCGCCUCGAUCCUCCAAGUGUGCUCAGCUGUUCAGAAUCAAGAUUUCACUGUUAUUCAAGAUUAUUGCACUGGAUUGAGAGCUUUACUUUAUUUGAGAGGAAUCAAAGCUCUUCGUGAAUGGGACGGUCAAAGCCCACCGAUCACAAAGCAUCAGCGUGGAAAGCCGCUUCUCCUCGAGAACACGCAUCUUCCCAACUUUGGUCGAUACAGAGAAGAGAGGGAAAAACAAGAGCAAGAAGCUCUCUCAAGAACGAAUCUGUUAGAAACAAAUGGAUUGCAUUAUGCUUCUAGACCCGAUAAUCAGCCUGAUAAAGUCUACUCAGUUCAGGAAGUGAUCGGCGUUGCUUUACCCCGUAUCGGUCCCUAUGUCACUCUAGAUAAUAAAGAGCAAAAGAUUGCUAUUAUCGAUGAUGAUAUGUGCAUCAAUUGUGGAAAAUGCUAUAUGACUUGUAACGAUUCUGGAUAUCAAGCUAUCACCUUUGAUAAGGUAACUCAUUUCCCUCAUGUACAAGAGGAUGACUGCACUGGAUGCACUCUUUGCUACAGUGUUUGCCCGAUUCCUGAAUGUAUCAAGAUGGUGCCGAGAAAUGGAUGGAAAGCGCCGAUGAGAGGGAUCAAGCCUGAGUUCGAACCCGGCACUCCAGACGUUGUCAAAGUUGAUCACAAAGGAAAAAUCGUACUCGAUCCGAACUCUCCAUAU